GUCCUUCCCGCCAGCAGCAGCGGGGGGCGCAGUACAUCGUGGAGCUGCGCGGCGCCCCCCUCGCCACGUACCGCGGACACCUCCCCGGCUUCCCCGCCACCGCGCCCAGGGACGAGGGGGUCGACCCGCACUCCGCCUCCCCCUUCCCCUCGACUCAGGGGGACCUGCCCCAGGGCGACCUGCCCAAGAGGGAGCAGAAGCAGCAGCAGCAAUGGCGGCAGCGGCGGCGGGGAAUAGACAUGAGGGCGGGGCACGUGAGGGCGCUGAGGCGGGCGCUGCAGCGGCAGCAGGAGCAGGUGGCGGCGGACGCGGGGGUGGCAGCAGCGGCCGUGCUGCUGCACGUGCACACCGUGGCGCACGCCUUCGCCGCUGCCCUGUCCCCCCGGCAGGUGUGGCGCCUCAAGAGGCACCCCGCCGUGGCCUCCGUGCGCCGCACCCGCGUCUUCCGAGCAACCCCUGGCACCACCGCGCCUCUCUGGCGCGCUCGCCCCACCCCUGCGUCCAACGCGUCUGCCUCCGCGCGCACGUACGAUGCAGACGCCGCCUCCUUCAUGGGGCUGCCAGGGUCGCUGUGGCAGCAGGCGGGCGGGCAGGGCAGCGCGGGCGCGGAUGUGGUGGUGGGGGUGGUGGGGUCGGGCAUCUGGCCCGAGCACCCCGCAUUCGAUGCCUCC
Molecule: messenger RNA, 671 nt
Organism: Closterium sp. Naga37s-1
Lineage: Eukaryota; Viridiplantae; Streptophyta; Zygnematophyceae; Desmidiales; Closteriaceae
Source: the annotation of a GenBank genome assembly